This is a messenger RNA of Scylla paramamosain (green mud crab), 2703 nucleotides long. Its product is annotated as pancreatic lipase-related protein 2-like. Gene Ontology annotation, biological process: lipid catabolic process. NCBI's taxonomy places the organism in Eukaryota, Metazoa, Arthropoda, Malacostraca, Decapoda, Portunidae. The coding region runs from base 698 to 2182 and encodes 494 amino acids. The transcript is spliced from 12 exons. Gene Ontology annotation, molecular function: triacylglycerol lipase activity; protein binding. The record is from RefSeq and is a predicted model, not a curated record.
AUUAUUCUCUUGGACGUCAGGGAGAAGAGAGCAGCGUGAUUCUCUCAAGACCAAGAGGAAACGAAGGGAAGAGAGAAACGAGAGAGAUUUUGAUGUGUUUUUGAAAGUUCACCAUAAGAAAAUAAUAAGAACAGACAUAAAUUUUUGGCGUGUUUUGAGGAAUUCUGAAAUUUGACUAUAACGAAAGAAAGAGAACAUAUUUUGACGUUUUUUGAAAGUUUCCCAAUAAGAAGAGAAGAAAAAAAGGGGGAAAAAAAUUGUUGUUGUAUUUUGAAACUUCCAGAAUAAGAAUAGAAGAAAAGGAAAGAAACAUUGACGUAUUCUGAAAAAAAGAAGAGGAAGAGGAAAAAAAACAAGAUUAGAUUAAGAAAAGAAGAGUUACAAAUUUCUAUCAUUGUCGUGUGAAAUUUUAAAAAGAUUAGUGAUUUUUUUUGCAGGAAAUUUGUUUGAUUUUCACGAGAGUUUGUGAAAUUAGAGAAAUAAGAAACAAAACAAGAGGAAAGAGGAAGAAGAAAAGGAGUGUCAGCUCUCAAUGAAAUAGAGAAAGAAAGCGAGAAAAUAAAAAUAAAUAAAGCUGAACACGAUAUAAAGAAAGGAAAGAAAAACAAAACAAAAAGGAACAGAAAAUAAUGUAACAGCCGAAAACAAAAAGAAAAACAAAUCAACAACAACAACAACAACAACAACAACAAACAAGAUGGCGCCCACACUAGAGGCCAAGAAAGCAGUGUUAUUUCAUCUGCUUAAUCUAAAUCUCCUGCUGGACUUAGGCGUGGACCCCCCCUCGUCCCCCACCACCAUCCUGCCCCCCACGGCCGCCCCCCAGUCCGAGUGCCACCUGGUGUACGGACAAACGCGGUGCUUCUCCUUGCAAGCCCCCUGGGUAGGCCCGUCGCGCCCCGUGGUUCGCCGGCCCCAGUCCCCGGAAGAAAUAGGAACUACUUUCUCACUCUUCACGCAGCAGAAUUAUAGUGUGGCCGUGCCGCUCGAUCCUGGCCGACUCAGCACUAUUCUGGGGGCGCCUUUUGUUCCAGAUCAGCCCUUCAAGAUCAUCACCCACGGGUACUUCUCUCACGGGGCGGUAGCUUGGGCUGAGACGCUGAAGGGGGAGCUGCUGAGGGCGCAGGACCAGAAUGUUGUGGUGGUGGACUGGAGCGUGGGAGCAAUGCCGCCCUAUACGCAGGCUGUGGCGAACCUGCGGCUGGUGGGGGAGCAGCUGGCCUACCUCAUCUACUCCCUCAGUAAAUUUGCGGAUGUCCCAAUCGGCGCCUUCCACCUGAUUGGCCACAGCUUGGGCGCGCACUUAAGCGGGCAAGCGGGGACUAUCCUGCAGCGAACGUACGGUCUCAAAGUGCCGCGGAUCACUGGCCUGGACCCCGCAGAGCCUUACUUCAACGACACGCACCCCAUUACAAGACUGGAGACCUCUGAUGCUGAGUUCGUUGAUGUCAUUCACACUGAUGACUCGCCAAUCCUCGGUUUUCCCCUUAGUAUAGGGAUGACACAGCCUAUCGGACAUCUUGAUUUCUUCCCCAACGGAGGCAGCCAACCGGGGUGUGAUAAUGGGGCACUCAACUGUCACCACACGCGGGCCAUUACGUACUUCACGGAAUCCAUCAGGCAAUCCUGUCCCUUCAUGGCGGUAGCUUGUCCCUCCUACCAAAAGUUCAUUGAUGGCGAGUGUUGGGGCUGCAAGGGAGACCACCCCUGCUCUCUCAUGGGACUGAAUGCCUCCCCCAUCACUGUGCCCCCCCGGACCUCCCUCUACCUGGAGACUACAGCCCAGAGCCCCCACUGUGGUUACCACUACAGGGUGAGCGUGACAGUCAGCAACAGCAGCGAGGCGCGGUCACACCUGGGGGAGUUCGCAAUUACGCACUUAAGGUUGGAGGGACAUAAGGACUACUCCCCCGUGCUCAAGCUGUCGACCCAAUCCCACUACUAUGAGGCAGGAACCACGCAGCGCAGAGUGAUACUAACGAGAGACAUUGGUAAGCUACAGACGCUCACUCUACACUUUGAGGACCCAACCUGGCUGCUUCCUAGGUUCACGAAGGGCAUCUAUAUAGAGUCAGUCACUGUGGAGCCUCUUGGAAGGGAUAUCAGGUGGAAGUUCUGCUUUGAUGAUUCCUUCCAGAGACUCGACAGAGAUUACAAGCUGACACUCAAGAACAUGUGUUAACUUAACCUAACCUAACCUAACCUAACCUAACCUAACCUAACCUGACCUAAGCUUUCCUAAUUGAUUAUCUCAUUCGCUGUAUUGUUUUUUUUUUCUUGUUUCUUUCUUUUUUUAUCUUUCACUAUUAAUACUACAACUACCACUACCACUAUUACUAUCACCAUCACUGCUACUACUACUACUACUACUACUACUAUUACUACUACUACUGCUACCACUAUCAUUCACCCCUCCAUUACCUCACACCCUCCCCCCCAUUCCCCCAUUACUACCCCCUUCCCCUCAUCUCUAUUCCCUCACCAUCCCAUCACCAUCAUCUUCUUUAUAGACACUGAAAAUUAAGUCUUUAUUUGUGUACUUUUUUGGUGUACACGAAUUUUUGUAUACAUGUAAACUUAAGUAUUUCCAUGUAUGUAUGUAUGUAUGUAUGUAUGUAUGUAUGUACGUAUGUAUGUGUAACUUGUAAAUAUGCUUGUAAUUCUUUUGUAUAAUGGAAAAUAAAUGAAUAAUUCUCAAGGUAA